AUGACGGGCAACCAUACAGGCUUCCUCGUGCCCGAUACCUACGUCGACGACCUUCCCAAUGACAUCGAUAUGAACAUCGCCUCUAUUGCCUGGGGCCUGUCCCUGGGCAUCACAGUCUUUAACAUGGCCAAGGCCAUUCGACAAACGGAAACAUCGUGGCAGCGAAGAAAGAAGAUCACAGGUUACGUCGCCCUGAUUUGGGCCGAGAUCAUUUCGAGUUUUUUGUUGGGAAUUAUGUGUUGGUUUUACCUUCGGGGCAAUAUUGAACCGAGCAUGCAGUUCUUCUUCUUUAUCAUUGUCUGGUGGUCAACACAGGUCCAAUGUCUUAUCCAGAUCAUUAUCAACCGAGUCUCCCUAUUGAUGGUCGUUAGAUCCAACGGUACCAAGCUCAAAUGGCUUUGCUUCCUUAUUCUUUUGUCGGUCAACAUCAGCGUCUUUUGCAUCUGGGUUCCUGCCCGUCUCCAGAUUAGCGAGCGGUAUAUCCACCUAAACGAGAUCUGGGAUCGAUGUGAAAAGGUCAUCUUUGCCAUUAUGGAUGCCAUUCUCAACUUUUACUUCAUCUACGUUGUCAAGCAGCGUCUUGUUGCCAACGGUCUUCAGAAGUACACUCGUCUCUAUCAGAUGAACAUGUUGCUCUGUGGUAUUUCCAUUGCCCUGGACGUUCUCCUUAUCUGCAUGAUGUCUUUGCCCAACGGUUUCGUCUACAUUCAAUUCCAUCCCCUCGUCUACCUUCUCAAGUUACACAUCGAAAUGAACAUGGCCGAUCUUAUUGGAAAGGUCGUCCGAGCCGGCAACAACGAUCCCCGCGGCGGUGGCAACGAUUACAGCUCUCGAUCACGAACAACUGGAGCCUCCCGAGCCCACGGUACUCGCUUCGGCAACACCCUUGCAAGUGCCCACCACCGAACACAUAUUGAGCUCGGAGAGGAUGACGAGUAUGAGCUCGAGCAGAGAGAGAAGAUUGAGGGUAUCAAGAAGACAGUCGUCACCAAGAUCACACAUACGGGCGAGCAGAAGCUCGAUGAUAGCGAUUCAACAGCCGAAGACCAAAACGACAAUGCCAUCAGCGAAGCCAGCUCAACCAAUCAUUUACAUCAGCGCAACUACAGCGUCGUCUAG
Molecule: messenger RNA, 1119 nt
Organism: Fusarium pseudograminearum CS3096
Lineage: Eukaryota; Fungi; Ascomycota; Sordariomycetes; Hypocreales; Nectriaceae
Exons: 3
Coding region: 1-1119 (372 amino acids)
Source: RefSeq, a predicted model, not a curated record